Molecule: messenger RNA, 498 nt
Organism: Ostreobium quekettii
Lineage: Eukaryota; Viridiplantae; Chlorophyta; Ulvophyceae; Bryopsidales; Ostreobiaceae
Source: the annotation of a GenBank genome assembly
AUGUUCACGAUGUUGAACGAUGUUCAAACAGCAUGUUUGUGGAACCCGCUGGGCUCCACAAAUUGUGGGUUCCAGGAUGUCGUCAUCGGAAUGGGGAGCGUGGAGUUGGGAAUGCCGGCUUGGGGAUGCAGAGAGGAGUUGUGCACAGGUUUUGCCGGAAACGGCUGUCCAUUGGCGGCCAUCGAGGAAUUUCGAUUCAUGGGCGGCGAUGCGCCAACACAGAGUAAACCAUUUUGGCGACUGGGGAUUCAGCUGAGCACUGCGUCUGAGCUUAUUUCUAGGGAUUGGGCCGUUGGCCAAGGACAAGGAUACGGGGAUUAUUUAUGCAACGGCACUUGCAUGUUUUACAGGCGCGGUGGCGCUGAUUCUGGUGUGUUGAAUGUUCAGGCAUUGUCUGCUCCUCGGUUUCUGAAGUCUUGGGAGCACGGUGUGUUGGCACAAGUCGAUGUGCAGUGGCGAGGCAACUGUGCCACAAGCACAAACUUGUUGUGCUGCUAA